AUGUCUCGGUCGAGUCGGGCGCUCGUCCUGCUGGUGUUGGCCCUCAACCUCUAUGGCUCUUUGGCUUUCCACUGGCCAUUCACACACACUGACGACGAAGCUGCAAGUGCGGCGUCUGGAACACCCGAAAGCUCCAACUCUGCGGUCGUCCACUCGUCGCCUGCAGUGACCGAAGACAAAUCCCUAGACACGAUAGUCGCGUCUGCUGGCAAGCUCAAGCUCGACGCCAGUGGCAGGGGCUCUUUUAUUGAUACCACGUCAAUCAAAGAGAGUGUCCCGUUGGUCAAGGCGACCACUGCCCGUAGUGACGUCGUCCCUACGUACCGCAAUUGGGUCGGCCCGCGUCCCAUCUCCCCCGACGCUGCGUGCUACCGUGAAGCCCAUAUCAUGGACACGUGCCCUACAAACUUCGAUCGCAACGAAGCGACCAACACCUGCUGGGCUGAGUGUCCACUCCCUUAUCCCGUUGAGUGUGGCAUGGAAUGCAUUCGUCAGGGAGAUGACUGUACGAUGGAAGUGCUCAAUAAAGCCGGAGCAGUGGUAGGCUCAGCGCUGGCCAUCGCUUCCGUCGGAACUUUCACGAAAUUGUGGACCUUCCCGAAACUAGUGGUUCGGUCUUUCGACUGCAUCAAUAUGAUGAUCGGGUCAAUGCGAGCGGUCAUUCGUUACGUGCGCAAUAUCAAGACAACGGACCCCACGGCGUCGACGGACAAGAUCCUCAACAUCUUGUACCAAUCGAACAACGUUGUCACCGAUAUACCGAUGGCUAUCACCUUUUGCAUGGGCUUGCCGUUUUCCAGACCGUUGGAUAUUGCUGGUCGCGUGCUCACGUCCAUGAACUGGAUCCUGUUGAACGCCAUUGCUUACAAGGACGACAUUAUCUCGAGCUGGAGCAAAUUCAGGGCCUUCUUGAUUGGUGCCAACUUCAGCGAAGCAGUCAAUAGUAUCAAUCACACGGAGAUUGGCACGCUCAGUGACGCGCUCAAGUCUAGGUCGACCUGCGGCUAUGAUCUGCGUGCGCUGACGGACCGUACUUGGAAUACUGUAAACCAGCUUCGAGCAGACCACCCAGGCAUUUCAGAGGACAAUCUGCGCUUGAUGAUGCAGAACACACCGCUCGUGACUUCGGACAUUGCUAUCACCACGAACAAUUGUAUGGAUCAGCUGAUUGCCGAGUCGGAUGAAGCCAUAGCGUACCGAACGCGGGAGAAGAUUCGCUUGGCUUUCAGUGUCAUGAUCAACCAGCUCGUGUCAACAGGCAAGAGUAAUAAUGGCACGAGCGAGGACACGCGGGAGUUCAUGUACCUCAUGAUGAGCAAGACGUUCAUUUCAGUUGCUGUCACGGGCACUGAUCUCAUUGGUAUCAUGGGUCUGUUCGUCACGUACAUGCAGACGAUCUGUGGUCCAACGAAAUUCAUUGGCGAGAUUGACGAUGGCACGGACCCCAAGACGCUGGGUUUCACGAUGCUCGAAAAAGCGUUCAAGGAAAGUACCAUGUCCUGGACGCGCAAGGGAGAUGGCGCCGUCAUUGUCAACUUCAAGAGCGCCGACACGAAGAACGUCACGGUGAACAUCCGGUCGGGAGGUGACAAGAUCGAUGAAGUCGACGUCGCUGCCGGGGGGAGUGCCCGAUGGAUGUCCAACGUUACCGCUCUAGCUGGCAGGACACUGUACUUUGAUCGCUGGCGACCUGGAUUCCUGGGUCUGCCUAGUACAGGUGGUGGCUCCUUGCUUUUAUGGAUACCCCACGCCUCCGAAGGCGGUCAUCUGGAGGUGCAAGCGAUGCUCAAUGCGAGCUAG
Hyaloperonospora brassicae is the source of this 1800-nucleotide messenger RNA. The record is from the annotation of a GenBank genome assembly. NCBI's taxonomy places the organism in Eukaryota, Oomycota, Peronosporomycetes, Peronosporales, Peronosporaceae.